UCUAUGGUUGUUUCUUCUCUUGGUAAUGGUUAGACGGAUCACAUGUAUAAAUGUCUCAUCUACAGCUAAACUUUCACAUACGACUUGGAAGACAAAGCCAUGUGAACUUCAAAUGCUUAUGUCUCUUGCAAAUUUGUCAAACCUUCACAAAUGUCUUCAGCACCACUUAUUUUGAAGCUUUAGAUAUGUAUGCAUUCCAAAAAUUGAUUCAUCUAUAUAUAGAGGUACAUAACCACACAAACUGAAUCACCACCAAGUCCUCACAUUCUCUACUACAAAAUAUUCUUGUGAACUCUAACACUUCUUCUAAAGAAAAACACAAAGGAAGAUCAACAUGGCAAUUGGAUUGCCUGGUUUUGUUCAGGGCAAGAAGACUCUCCGAAGAUCACUUUCAGGCAAUAGGGAACCAACUUUGAAGUCUUCAACCAUUCCGAAAGGAUACUUUGCUGUCUAUGUUGGAGAAGAUCAGAAGAAGCGCUAUGUAGUACCUCUUUCGUACCUAAAUGAGCCUGCUUUUCAAGACUUGCUGAGCAUGGCAGAAGAAGAAUUCGGAUAUGAGCAUCCGAUGGGUGGACUCACAAUUCCAUGCAGAGAAGACAUCUUCAUUGAUAUCACCUCACAGUUGAAUUGACUGUAAUUUGUAGCACUGACAUAGAUUCACAGAUUCUCAAUUUUGUAGAUCAUAUACUUUUACCUU
Messenger RNA from Humulus lupulus (European hop), 697 nucleotides. RefSeq names its product auxin-responsive protein SAUR21-like. The record is from RefSeq and is a predicted model, not a curated record. Gene Ontology annotation, biological process: response to auxin. NCBI's taxonomy places the organism in Eukaryota, Viridiplantae, Streptophyta, Magnoliopsida, Rosales, Cannabaceae. The transcript has a single exon. The coding region runs from base 335 to 631 and encodes 98 amino acids.